Messenger RNA from Medicago truncatula (barrel medic), 1890 nucleotides. Its product is annotated as RNA pseudouridine synthase 6, chloroplastic. Gene Ontology annotation, molecular function: pseudouridine synthase activity; RNA binding. Bases 51 to 1403 code for a protein of 450 amino acids. The record is from RefSeq and is a predicted model, not a curated record. The transcript is spliced from 8 exons. NCBI's taxonomy places the organism in Eukaryota, Viridiplantae, Streptophyta, Magnoliopsida, Fabales, Fabaceae. Gene Ontology annotation, biological process: enzyme-directed rRNA pseudouridine synthesis.
CAAAAUUCAAAACCCAGCUCAGCGAAGUAAAUUCGGAAGCAAAAGAUAAGAUGGUGGCGGUGGCGCCAAUGUUGUUCGCCGGCAGCAGCCGUAUCCUCGGUGUUCCGGAUACGGCGAGUGCGGUUCCCAUAUCAGUUAACAAACACCUCAACAAGCAUGAAUUUGGUUGGUGUUGUCGCAUUUCAAAUGACAGUAACGCCAUCAGUGAAACAGUAACCUACCCGAAGUAUGAUCGACUUCUUCCAUGUCCUUCACACAAAAUUCCACCGAGAAUUGAACACUUGGUUGUUUCACAAGAAGGACCUGUUUUACAAUACAUCUGUAAAGCUUUGGAUCUUCCUCAUUUGUUUGUUGCAGAUCUGAUUCAAUUCGGAGCUGUGUAUUUCGCUCUUGUUUCUCCGGAGCCUCCUCCUACGGCUACUGCAGAGCAAAUUAGAAUUUUCGAACAAGUAACUGAACCAUUGGUUCUGCAAAAAAGAUCUUCCCUCAAAGGAAAAACUAUAAGAGAAGCUCAAAAAACUUUCCGUGUAACUGAUGCGAAUCAGUUUGUUGAACCAGGAACUUAUUUGCGAGUGCAUGUGCACCCCAAGCGUUUUCCUAGGUGCUAUGAGAUUGAUUGGAGAUCAAGGAUCAUAGCCGUGGAGGAAUCAUAUGUAGUUUUGGAUAAACCUGCUGGCACUUCAGUAGGGGAAACUACUGGCAACAUUGAAGAAAGCUGUGUAACCUUUGCAACUCGUGCCUUGGGAUUGACAACCCCUUUGAUAACUACUCAUCAAAUUGAUAACUGCACGGAAGGCUGCGUAGUAUUGGCUAGGAAUAAAGAGUAUUGCUCCGUCUUUCAUUGCAAAAUCCGGGAGAAAAAAGUGAAGAAGAUUUAUCUUGCUCUUGCAGCUUCUCCUUUACCAAUUGGAAUCAUUAAGCACUACAUGCGUCCUACUAACACGGCUCCUCGACUUAUUUCUGAAGAUUGUAUCAAGGGAUGGCAUAUUUGUCAACUUGAGGUCAUGGAUUGCAGAAAGAUUCCCUGGCCAGCUAUAGUUGUUCAAGAUGAAUAUUGUGGGUGGCCCUCUCAAGAUUACGCGUACGAGUGUAAAAUCAACCUUCUUACUGGUCGAACUCAUCAGAUUCGAGCUCAAUUUGCUGCUUGUAAGGCACCAAUAAUUGGUGAUACUAUGUAUAUGCCUGCUGCAAUUGCAGAGAUGAUUAAUCCUGGACUUAAUCCAUUUGGAAAAUACAAUAAAGAUUUCAGUAGUGAGAGUGAAAAAGAAACGGCUGUAAUAAAUUGGAUCGCACAACACGGAAAAGAGCCCAGUGUUGCAAUUGGCCUUCAAGCUUGUCAAAUUUCAUGGGACGAUGAUGAAUACAUUUACAGAGCUGGUUUGCCUUGGUGGAAUUAUUCUUGAGUUGAGAAUAUGUCAGAUGUGCUGUUGGACUAAAUUUUGUAAAAUUUCAAAUUCAAACUACACUCUUGAAUCAUACUAACAAGCAACAAAAUUGCAAACAAGUCCUUCAAUUAAACUUAUCUAAUGUGUUGUGGCUUUUUGAGAAUGUGCAUGCGACAUUUGCCACUUCGGCGUCAUGCUUGUGAUCAAUGAACACUGCAAUGGUAAUGUUGAGGGUAUUUUUACAGUAAUCCUUUAACACUAUGGACUCCCCAGGUACAUGCUCUUCAUUUUCCUCUUACAUGCAAUCUGCUAUUGAUAUGUUGUACUGUUGUAUCUAUACUUGAUCUUGGUCUAUUAGAGCAUAGAAUAAAUCCUUCAAUUUGUGUCAAAGCUUUGAGAAAUCUGACAAAUGGACAUGAAUUUCUUCUAGUGUAUUCAAUUCCACCAGAUUUUGCAUGUAACUAAACCCAAAGAAUUCAUAUAUGAAUGUAAUGAAAUUCCUAUA